Procambarus clarkii (red swamp crayfish) is the source of this 3946-nucleotide messenger RNA. Lineage: Eukaryota; Metazoa; Arthropoda; Malacostraca; Decapoda; Cambaridae. The record is from RefSeq and is a predicted model, not a curated record.
GUCAGGUGUUGGACGACAACAACAACACGAGGCACGUGUGUGUAUGGCGCUGCGCCUCUACCCUCCUGCACCUUCAUGCCACACACGCCCUCAGAGAAGCCACUGUGCGCCCAUUAUCCAUUAUCUUGUGACUCUGAUAAAUAAGGUAGAUUGCUAAAAUGGGUGAAGAGGCUGAUUUUGAUAAAAAGAAAGGUCAUGCUCACCGCCACUCAGGACGUAAAGCCGAGAAAAAGUCUGCCAAGGAUAAGCAUGUCCAGGAAUUAACAGCUCAGCAGCGUAAUCCUAAGGCCUUUGCAUUUCACUCCGCAGUUAAAGCUCAAAGGAAGUUUGCAAGGUCCCAAGAUAUUAAAUCCAAGAAGCAUCACAUCCCUUUCAUUGACCGUACACCAUUAGAGCCACCGCCUGUAAUUGUAGCCGUUGUGGGCGGACCUAAAGUUGGAAAAUCAACCCUCUUGCGAUGCUUGAUAAGAAAUUAUACAAAUCAGAGGUUCUCGGAGAUUAUUGGACCUGUCACCAUCGUUGCAGGGAAAAAGAGAAGAUUAACUUUCAUAGAAGUGAACAAUGAUAUCAACUGUAUGAUUGACAUUGCAAAGGUUGCUGAUAUUGUCCUAAUGCUCAUCGAUGCAACAUUUGGAAUCGAGAUGGAAGUCUUUGAAUUUCUGGAGAUUUGUCGAGCUCAUGGUACGCCUCGCAUUAUGGGGAUCUUAAAUCAUUUGGACAUGUUGAAGGAUAACAAGGCUCUGAAAAAGAAGAAGAAAGCUCUUAAGCACAGAUUCCAGGUAGAGCUCUAUCCUGGUGCCAAACUUUUUUAUCUCUCGGGUCUAAUUCAUGAGGAAUACCUGAAAAAUGAAAUAAAGAAUCUGGGGCGCUUUAUAUCUGUAAUGAAGUUUCGUCCCUUGGUAUGGCGCACCACUCAUCCCUUUGUUGUAGUUGAUAGAUAUGAGGAUAUCACCAACCCUGAGAGCAUCCGAACUAAUCCCAAGUGUGACCGGGAUGUUGUGUUGUAUGGUUAUGUGCGUGGCGUACCCUUCCAGAAAUCCCAGAUGGUCCACAUUCCAGGUUGUGGAGACUUCAAGAUAAAGGACCUUAGCUUCUUGCCUGACCCAUGUCCACUGCCUGAACACUUGAAGAAAAGAUCACUUAAUUCCAAAGAGAGACUGACGUAUGCACCAAUGUCAGGAGUAGGUGGUGUAGUGUAUGAUAAGGAUGCCGUGUAUAUUGAUCUCGGAGGCUCGCAUCAUGGAAACAAAUUAAAAAUGAAGGAUGAAGACAGUGAAGAAGAGGGAGAUAAUGUUCUUCAGCCGCUGUUGGAUCUCCAGAAAACGGCAGAUGAAAAGCAAGCUCAGAGUCAAAUUCAGCUAUUUUCACGAUCACAAUUUAUUUCAAGUGACGUUUUAGAGGAAGAUGAUGAAAAUGAUGGGGACAGUGAGGAAAGAAUUAUAGAGUCAGGGAAUGGGCUGCCACCAUAUGAAACUGUGACCGACAGCACUGGCAGGGUUAGACGACGGGCCAUUUUCACUGAUAACUUAGAGGAUGAGGAAUAUGGCGAGGAAUCUGGCAGUGAUGAUGAGGAACUUGAAUCAGAAGACGAUGAAGUGGAAGACCAUGAAAUGGCUCCCCUUAGAAAAAAAAUUAAGAAUGAUUCAUUUUAUGAGAAAAGGAACAGAAAACCAAGCCCAGAUAGUGAUUCUGAUGAUUAUGAUUUGGAUGCAGACUUGCAAAAUGUUUGUGGCUUACAGAAUGUUGAUGACAGCUUAAGAGGUCAAGGUGGAUCACAGUUGGCACUGAAUUCUAGUGUAUUAUCAAAAAAGCAAACUCCUUGUAUAAAAAAUAACAAAGAUUUUAAUGUGACUGAAAAAAUCCAAGGACUUUUAGAAAAGCUGAGCAAAUCCAGUUCAAAAACAAAAACUGUAGGUGAUGAUAGUGGUUUUAGUAAUGAGGAAAAUGAUAGUGAUAAUGCAACAGAUAAUAGUGAUGAAGAAUCCCAAGAUAAUGUCAAUUUAGUUAAGAAGCAGGAAGUAAGUGAUAGUGAUGAAGAUGACUCUGACAUGGAAGAAGAGAAUGACAAACUCGAGUACCGUAGUGAAAUGUUCAAACAAGCAACAGAGAAUUUUUACAAGAAUCAAAGUACAGUGUCUUAUUUAAGAAAAUAUAUAUAUGGUGAAGUGAAAGAAGAUGAGAAAGACUCAGAUGAAGAUGAAGUUGGUGGGCUCUUCAAGCGACCUGCAAAACCAAAAUCCAGUACUGGUGGACCAGCUUCACAUGCUGUCUAUGAUGAUGACGACACUAGCCGCUACAUCCCUCCAGUUCUUAGAAACUGGAGCAUAGAGGAACUGCAGAACAGUAUUCGUAAUUGCUUUGUAACUGGACAAUGGAGCGAUGAUAAAGAUGCUGAAACACUCCUGAAGAUGGACGAUGAAGACCUUUAUGGAGACUUCGAAGACCUGGAGACAGGAAAGAAGUUUGCUGCAUCAGAAAAUGAUGAUGAUGAGGAGGAUGGUGGUAAAGUUAAUGAAGAUGCAGAUAAUCUCCCAGAAGCCAAGAAAGAAAUGUCAGCAAGAGAAAAGCUUUUAGAAAAGAAGAGACGCCUGAAAGAGAUGUUUGAUGCAGAGUACGAUGACAAGGGUAAUGGAGACCACUUCGACUCGCUGAAAGCAGAAAUGAAUCAACAGGCCCAGUUGAACCGUCAAGAGUUUGAUGGACUGGACGAUGAGUUGAGAGUACAAUAUGAAGGUUAUCGUCCGGGAAUGUAUGUUCGUAUGGAGUUCUCUAAAUUUCCAUGUGAAUUCAUCACCAACUUCGAUGCCAGUUACCCACUCAUUGUUGGGGGCUUACUUGAAAAUGAGAACAACAUGGGAUUUGUCAGAGUUCGUAUCAAGGUUCAUCGUUGGUAUCCCAAAAUUCUUAAAAAUCGAGAUCCUCUCAUUCUUUCUUUGGGUUGGCGACGUUUUCAAACUUUAAUGUACUACGCGAAGAGAGAGGACAACUUUAGGAUGCGGUCACUGAAGUAUGCACGGAAGUACUUGCAUAUUGAAGCAAUGUUUUGGGGACCAGUAACACUUGUCAACACAGGAUUUGUUGCUCUACAAAAUAUUACAGACCGUGUGCCUGAGUUUCGAAUUGCUGCCAAUGGAGUCGUUUUAGAGACAGACCAGAGUUGCAAGAUUGUAAAGAAGCUCAAGUUGUUGGGUACUCCAGAAAAAAUCCUGAAAAAAACAGCCUUCAUUCAGGACAUGUUUCAUACCGAGACUGAAAUUGCCAAGUUUGAAGGAGCAAAGAUUCAAACACAAUCGGGAAUUCGUGGAAUCAUAAAAAAGUCCAAAGGCCAUAAAGGAUUAUUCCGAGCUACAUUUGAAGAUUCUAUAAAAAUGAGUGAUGUGGUGGUGCUCAAAACAUGGGUUCCAGUGGAGAUGACUCCGUAUUGCUUUUCUGUUCGUACCCUUCUUCUGCCCCCAAGUGAGAAGGCUGCAUGGCAGGGCAUGAGGACUGUUGCUCAAAUUAAAAAGGAUAAAGGUUUUAAAACCUUACCUAACCCCGACUCCUUAUAUACGCCCAUCACCAGUCGUCGUGAGUAUAUUCCUCAGCCAUUGAAGAUUUCCAAAGAACUUCAGAGAGCCUUGCCAUACACUGAGAAGCCUAAGAUUACUCCAAGAGACAAAAAAGAGCAGCGUGUUGUUGUUGUCAAGGAUCCCAACGAGAUUCAGAUGGAUAACUUCAUGAAGAGAUUAAAGACAAUGAUGGAGAAUAAAAUGGAGAAGGAAGAGAUGGAUAAUGCAGAACGCAGGAAGAAAUUCCAGGCUGAUAUAGAGGAUCGUGAGCACAUGCGUCAAGUCCGAGAGAAACGAAAGAAAGCGUCAGCAUGUAGAUACAAGAGUAAAAAAGAGGGAAAGAAAAGUGUUGUUUAAAUGUAAGUUAUGGACUAAGAACAUAAAUAUAUUUGCUUUCA